Messenger RNA from Argentina anserina (silverweed cinquefoil), 1908 nucleotides. RefSeq names its product nuclear transport factor 2-like. The record is from RefSeq and is a predicted model, not a curated record. Gene Ontology annotation, cellular component: ribonucleoprotein complex; cytosol. NCBI's taxonomy places the organism in Eukaryota, Viridiplantae, Streptophyta, Magnoliopsida, Rosales, Rosaceae. Gene Ontology annotation, molecular function: mRNA binding. The transcript has 9 exons. Bases 109 to 1653 code for a protein of 514 amino acids.
CGCGAACUGUUCGUCUCUCCCUCUCUCUCCCUCACUCACUCUUUCCUCGCCGCCGUAUAGGUCUCCGGCCUCCGCCUCCACCGCCGUGGUAGCAUUCCGUUCAUUAGAAUGGCUAUGCAGACAGUGAUUGCUCCAGUGAUCCCCAGUGCGCAAGUUGUUGCAAAUGCUUUCAUUGUGCAGUAUUACCAUAUUCUUCAUCACAACCCUGGUCAUGUCUAUAGAUUUUAUCAGGAUUCGAGCGUGAUGAGCCGGCCUGAUUCUGACGGUGUGAUGAGAUCGGUGACCACAAUGCAAGGAAUCAAUGAGAAGAUCCUUUCUUUUGAUUACAAGGAAUACAAGGCUGAGAUAGAAACUGCAGAUGCUCAAAACUCUUAUAAAGAUGGGGUGACUGUGUUAGUUACUGGAUGUUUAACAAGCAAGGACAAUUUGAAAAGGAAAUUUGCUCAAUCAUUUUUUCUUGCCCCACAAGAGAAUGGGUUCUUUGUAUUGAAUGAUGUCUUUAGGUAUGUUGAGAGUAGAGAACUUGUGAAAAACCAGUCAGUUAAUGGAGUUAGUGAUACUAAAACGGUCCUCUUGAACCAAGAACCAGAACCAACUCAUGUUCCGGAUCCUCCCACACCUGACCUGCAAACUACUCAAGUUGAAGAGGAUCAAACUGUUAUUGAGAAAGCUUUUGACACAUCGGAACAGGAUAGGCAAUCUGCGAAUGAGAAAGAAACUGAUAUCGAACGGCCGUGUUAUCCAAAUGGGGAUGAUAUCCCCGUUGAAGUUGAAUCAGCUUCUACUACAGCCCAAGAAGAUGGUCCAAAGAAGUCUUAUGCAUCAAUUGUAAAAGUAGCCAAAGGAAGUCCUGGAUCCAAUAAGGUUUAUCUGCCCACUAGCACCACUAAAGUUACUUCUAAGAAAACAGAAGAUUCUUUGCCUGGGUCGGCUGCAUCUGCUUCCGUACCUGAAUCAUCAGCCCCGGCUAGCAGUACUACCCUAGAGAGCAGUGCGACUAAUGAGGAAGUUGAGGGCUAUUCUAUAUACAUCCGCAAUUUGCCCUUGAGUGUGACGGCUGAUGAGCUUGAGGUAGAAUUCAAGAAAUUUGGACCAAUAAAGGAAGGAGGCAUCCAAGUCCGGAAUAAGAAGCUUCAGGGAUACUGUUUUGGGUUUGUUGAAUUUCUGUCCUCAAGUUCUUUGAAUAGCGCCAUUGAGGCUUCACCUAUUACUAUUGGUGGACGUCAUGCCAUCAUCGAGAUAAAGAGGACCAACACACGAAUUGGUGGUAGUGGAAGUGGUUCGUUCACUUCUGGAAGGGGAGGGUUUCGAACUGACAGCUUUAGGGGCCAUGGUAGUUAUGGUGGUGGCCGGAGCUUUGUAAGAAAUGACUAUGUGAACAGGACGGAAUUCUCAGGUCGAGGCAGGGGGCGAGCUGGGCGUGGCGGAGAUGGUUAUUGGCAAGGGAGAGGAGAUGGUUAUCAACAAGGAAGAGGAGAGGGUUAUCACCAAGGAAGAGGAGAGGGUUAUCACCAAGGGAGAGGAGAGGGUUAUCAACAAGGGAGAGGAGAUGGUUAUCAACAUGUGAGAGAAGUUUAUCGACCAAGGAGUGGAGAAGGGAGAGGAAGAGGUGGCCGACCAAUUGGACCAAAGGAGAAUGUGGUCUCGGCAUGAAGUAUUGAGGUAGGCUGAAUUUUUUUUUUUGACAUAAUUGCUUUCAUGAAUAGUUCCCUUGGAAGUAUUGACAGUGGAUCUAAAAUGGAGUAACAGUUUAGACAAAGAGGCAUUUGCCUUAGGUUAGGUUUUGUUUUACCUAGCGGAAUUUUGUCUCAGUUGGGUAUGAUGUAACAUGGUUCAGAAAGUUCAGGUCGCCCGCCAAUUUUACAUGAAACUUUCGAGCUUACUCUUAUUGCAUAGUUUUGGUGCCUA